UUAAUCGAUUCGGCCCGCUUCAGAAAAUCCGUAGCGCGUUACGUGUGAUGAUUCCGAGAACACUGUCGAUAAAAUCUAAAUCGAAGAAUCUGCACCUUCGGCGGCUCCCAAAUCCAUCGCGAGCGGUGUUUUCGGAGCAGCGGCAAGAGGAAUCGCGAGGGCGAACGUUGAAAUCAAAGCGCUUUCUCCAAAUUUGUUCGACGGCCGGCGCGUUGCGCCAGCAAUCGGCGAUAGCUGGCGGGCAAGCGAGAUCAAGGUGGGCAAGAAGGCUGACGGCGGUAAGGAGUAACUAGGGGUGGGGUUCGGUUCGGCUUUUUGUCUCUCCGAUUGGACGACGGGUUUGGAACGCUGAUAGCUGAGCUGGGUUUCGGGUUUGAUCAAUCGGGGUGACCUUCUAGAAUCUUGAUUCUCGAAAGAUGGAUCCUGAGUUUAUGCAAUUGCGUAGACAAAUGCAACAGAAGAUUUACAAUAUACUUCAAAGAAAAAACCAGUCGAAUGACUGGCUGUGUAAGCUACCGGAAAUAGUCAAGCGCUUGGAGGAAGGUGUGUUCAGAGACACUGCAACAAAGGAUGAGUAUUUGACUUUGUAUAUGGAGUCAGAUGAAAAUCGCUUUUUCUCGAUCAUCAGAAGUUUUUUUAACAGCAAACAACGUGCACCACAUCAAGUUAGACCUUCUACUCCCCCAAGUGUUGAAUGUCCUCCCCGCAUUUGCAACCAACUGGGAAUGGUCUGACUGAUGUAUUUGACAGAUGUAUUUGCAACCAAUGAAAUUUAUAAUUAUGAACGUAUUAAUUUCCUUUACAUUGUAUUAAACAUAAUUAAUUUAUGGUUGAUGAUUAAUGAUACGGUAUAAUUUGGA
Zingiber officinale is the source of this 860-nucleotide messenger RNA. Its product is annotated as probable histone acetyltransferase HAC-like 1. The record is from RefSeq and is a predicted model, not a curated record. Gene Ontology annotation, molecular function: transcription coregulator activity. The transcript has 4 exons. Gene Ontology annotation, biological process: regulation of DNA-templated transcription. Lineage: Eukaryota; Viridiplantae; Streptophyta; Magnoliopsida; Zingiberales; Zingiberaceae. Bases 417 to 734 code for a protein of 105 amino acids.